GCUCAAAGCCUAUUAUAUGUUGUAGAGAGACACUGAAGUCAUACCAGCUAAAGACUGAACCUGCCUGGAAAUCAUGCCUAUUAAAGGAAAGGCAUCAAAACAUUUCCUGAGAUGUGUGACCAUUUUGGUCAUUCAUAUGUGUAUAACGGACUCAAAAAAACUCCCCCACGUUUCAGAAAAGUUUUCAGAGUACUCUAAGAAAAUGUUCUAUCUGGAUCACUUAAGAGACAAAACACACGUAUUAAAAGCUACUAGAACCACAGAGAUCAAAACCACAGCCACCACAACCACAGCAGCCACAAAAUCACCAACCACAAACAAAGCUGACAUGACUGCAAAGUCCACAACCACACUCUCUACAACUGCCACAACUACUAAAUAUGCAACAAAGGCUGGCUCAACUACUAAAUCCACAACUACUGCUCGCUCUACUACUAAAUCCACAACUACAGCUCCCUCAACUCCUAAAUGCACAGCUAUGGCUCACCUAACUACUAAAUCCAAAACUAUGGCUUCCUCAACUACUAAAUCCACAACUACAGCUCCCUCAACUCCUAAAUGCACAGCUAUGGCUCACCUAACUACUAAAUCCAAAACUAUGGCUCCCUCAACUACUAAAUCCACAACUACAGCUCCCUCAACUCCUAAAUGCACAGCUAUGGCUCACAUAGCUACUAAAUCCGAAACUACGGCUCCCUCAUCAACUAAAUCCACAAGUACAGCUCGCUCAACUACAAACUCCACAACUACAGCCCCCUCAACUACAAACUUUAAAAAUACAGCUCCCUUAAAGACAAACUCCACAACUCCAGCUCCCUCAACUACAAAUAUUACAACUCCAGCUCCCUCAACCACAAACUCUACAACUACAAACAUUACCACUACAGCUCCCUCAACCACAAACUCUUCAAACACAGAUCCUUCAUCUACAAACAUUAUAACUACAGCUCCCUCAACCACAAACUCUACAAAUACAAACAUUACCACUACAGCUCCCUCAACUACAAACUCUACAACUACAAACAUUACCACUACAGCUCCCUCAACCACAAACUCUUCAAACACUGAUCCUUCAUCUACAAACAUUAUAACUACAGCUCCCUCAACCACAAACUCUACAACUACAAACAUUACCACUACAGCUCCCUCAACCACAAACUCUUCAAACACUGAUCCUUCAUCUACAAACAUUAUAACUACAGCUCCCUCAACCACAAACUCUACAACUACAAACAUUACCACUACAGCUCCCUCAACCACAAACUCUUCAAACACUGAUCCUUCAUCUACAAACAUUAUAACUACAGCUCCCUCAACCACAAACUCUACAACUACAAACAUUACCACUACAGCUCCCUCAACCACAAACUCUUCAAACACUGAUCCUUCAUCUACAAACAUUAUAACUACAGCUCCCUCAACCACAAACUCUACAACUACAAACAUUACCACUACAGCUCCCUCAACCACAAACUCUUCAAACACAGAUCCUUCAUCUACAAACAUUAUAACUACAGCUCCCUCAACCACAAACUCUACAACUACAAACAUUAUAACUACAGCUCCCUCAACCACAAACUCAACAACACCAGCUCCCUCAACUACAAAUAUUACAACUCCAGCUCCCUCAACCACAAACUCUACGACUACAAACAUUACCACUACAUCUCCCUCAACCACAAACUCUACAUCUACAAACAUUAUAACUACAGCUCCCUCAACCACAAACUCUACAACUACAAACAUUACCACUACAGCUCCCUCAACCACAAACUCUUCAAACACUGAUCCUUCAUCUACAAACAUUAUAACUACAGCUCCCUCAACCACAAACUCUUCAAACACAGAUCCUUCAUCUACAAACAUUAUAACUACAGCUCCCUCAACCACAAACUCUACAACUACAAACAUUAUAACUACAGCUCCCUCAACCACAAACUCUACAAACACAGCUCCCUCUACUACAGACCUUACUACUACAGCUCCCUCAACUACAAACUUUAUAACUACAGCUCCCUCAACCACAAACUCCACAAAUACUGAUUCCUCAACUACAAACUUUAGAACUACAGCUCCCUCAACCACAAACUCCACAACUCCAGCUCCCUCAACUACAAAUAUUACAACUCCAGCUCCCUCAACCACAAACUCUACAACUACAAACAUUACCACUACAGCUCCCUCAACCACAAACUCUUCAAACACAGAUCCUUCAUCUACAAACAUUAUAACUACAGCUCCCUCAACCACAAACUCUACAACUACAAACAUUACCAGUACAGCUCCCUCAACCACAAACUCUUCAAACACUGAUCCUUCAUCUACAAACAUUAUAACUACAGCUCCCUCAACCACAAACUCUACAACUACAAACUCCACAAAUACAGAUCCCUCAACCACAAACUCUUCAAACACUGAUCCUUCAUCUACAAACAUUAUAACUACAUCUCCCUCAACCACAAACUCCCCAACUACAUCUCCCUCAAAUACAAACUCCACAAAUACAGAUCCUUCAACUACAAACAUUACAACUUCAGCUCCCUCAACCACAAACUCCCCAACUACAUCUCCCUCAACUACAAACAUUACAACUACAGCUCUCUCAACCACAGACUCCAAAAAUACAGAUCCCUUAACUACAAACAUUGCAAGUACAGCUCCCUCAAACACAAACCUUACAACUACAGCUCCCUCAAAUGCAAAUUCCACAACUACAGCCAAAUCAACUACAAACAUUAAAACUACAGCUCUCUCAACCACAAACUCCACAAAUACAGAUCCCUCAAUUACAAACAUUAUAACUACAGCUCCCUCAACCACAAACUUCACAACUACAGCUCCCUCAACCACAAACUUCACAACUACAGGUCCCUCAACCACAAACUUCACAACUACAGCUCCCUCAACCACAUACUCUACAAAUACAGCUCCCGCAACCUCAAACUCCACAAAUACAUAUCUCUCAACCACAAACUACACAAAUACAGAUCACUCAACUACAAACUUUACAACUACAGCUCCCUCAACCACAAACUCAACAACUACAGCUCCCUCAACCACAAACUUCACAACUACAGCUCCCUCAACCACAAACUCUACAAAUACAGCUCCCGCAACCUCAAACUCCACAAAUACAUAUCUCUCAACCACAAACUACACAAAUACAGAUCACUCAACUACAAACUUUACAACUACAGCUCCCUCAACCACAAACUCAACAACUACAGCUCCCUCAACCACAAACUCCACAAAUACAGCUCCCUCAAACACAAACCUUACAACUACAGCUCCCUCAAAUGCAAAUUCCACAACUACAGACAAUUCAACUGCAAACUUUAGAACUACAGCUCCCUCAACCACAAACUCCACAAAUACAGAUCCUUCAACUACAAACAUUAAAACUACAGCUCUCUCAACCACAAACUCCACAAAUACAGCUCCCUCAACCACAAACUUCACAACUACAGCUCUCUCAACCACAAACUCCACAAAUACAGAUCUCUCAGCUACAAACUCAACAACUACAGCUCUCUCAACCACAAACUACACAAAUACAGAUCCCUCAACUACAAACUUUAGAACUACAGCUCCCUCAACCACAAACUCAACAACCACAGCUCUCUCAACCAUAAACUUUACAAAUACAGUUCUUUCAACUACAAACAUUACAACUACAACUCCCUCAACCACAAACUCCCCAACUACAUCUCCUUCAACCACAGACUCCCAAACUACAGCUUCCUCAAAAACAAACUCCACAACUAAAUCUCCCUUAACCACAAACUUCACAAAUACAGCUCCCUCAACCACAAACUGCACAACUACAGCUCCUUCAACUACAAACAUUAAAACUACAGCCCCCGCAAAAACAAACUCCACGUCUACGGAUCUUUCAACUAUAAACUCCACAAUUACAUAUGCCUCAACUACAAACUAUACAACCACACUCUCCACAACUGCAGCAAAUAAAAAUAUCACAAAUAAUGAAUCCACAACCACAAACUCCACAACUACAGCUCCCUCAACCACAAACUCCACAUCUACAGCUCCCUCAACUACAAACUCCACAUCUACAGCUCCCUCAACUACAAACUCCACAACUACAGCUCCCUCAAUCAAAAACUCCACAACUACAGCUACCUCAACCAUCUCAAACUCCAUAACCGCGGACUCCACAACUACAGUCCUGUCAACGUCAGAGACAUUUGUCAUAACUUUCUCGCUGAGAAUAAUUGAAAAUUUUGACUUGGAACUUGCCAACAUCUCUAGUGAGAAGUACCAAAAAUAUAGAAAGAUAAUUGGGAAUUCAAUUAACAAAGGUUACAGCAGUGUAUCUGCCUACAAGAUUAAUUCUGUGGCUGUAACUGGGUUCAGGCCUGGAAGUGUGAUUGCGGAUUUCAAUAUUAGUUCAACAAGUACCUACCUUGAUUUGGUAUCAGCAAACCAGCAAGUAGUCACCAGUCUCCGAGAACAGGGAUUUAAUAUAAGCGAUGAUGCACUCAGUAGAACUGUUAAAGAUGGGCUGUAUGAAAACAAAAGCCAAAUAUAUCCUCAGAACGAUCUCCCACUAUCUUGUAAAACGGCAAAUGGCACCAUAACAUGGAUAAAGGAUGGGAAUAAACUAGAGCCAUCGAAUAAAUAUAUAAUAAAUAAAACUUCACUAAUUGUAAAAAACACUACUCCAGAUGACACUGGUGUAUACGAAUGCAUAACAACAGAGAACUCAAUGCCUUAUGUUAUCUGGCAAAGCAUUAUGAUUCCAGACCCCAAUAUUCAACUAAACCUUUCAAAAGCUGUAACAUGUAGCAGCAAAGUAAUUCUACAAUGUUGUGUGCAGCAGAGCUAUAGUGUGACAUGGAUCACACUUUCCAGUGAGGCUUGCAGUGAAUCAGUGCAAGAAAAUGGCUGCAUAUACUGUGACUACAGCGUCAAUGAAAAUAAGUGUCGAGUGAUGGACCAAAACCUGACGAUCAUAUGUAAACUCACUGAAAGUGAUUACUCGAAGAGCUUCAGUCUAGCUGCAGUCAACAAACAAUUUACCUGCUUUGACAAUAGCUCUAACAAUGCAUUUGGUGCUGGAUAUAAGGGAGACAACAAAACUGGUGACUGUAAUGGAGACAUGAUUGGUUAUCAAAUAGCUGAGUGCCAUGCAUCGGGUUACUGGAUGGUUAAAUAUGACAACUGUAUCACGCGAGACAUAAAAUAUUUGAAAGACAGAUCUAAGAAUUUAUUAAUCACAGACCUGCCAAUGUUUGCACACAAUGUAAGCAAUGCUGCAAUUGAAAAAGCUUCUGAGAUAACAAAGUCUUAUGCAACCAUCUUAACAAUUGUUGAGCUACUAAAAACCAUUUCUGAUCUAUCACAAACAAUUAUUGUUAGUGAAGAGAUUAUGACAGAUUAUUUGAAAACGCUGGAUGUCAUUGGAUCAAAUGAUGCGCAGGAUGCAUGGUUGUUUUUAAACAGAAACAUUACAACUAUGGCAAAGAGCUCUGAACUUCUGGACUCUACUGAGAAAAUUACACGCAGACUCCAUGAUGAAAGCUUUAACAUAUCAACAAAUUUGUCCUCUCUCCAAAAAUUCAGUAACAUUUCUAACCACUUUAAUGGAACGUUUGGCAAAAAUUCAACUACUCAAAUAAGUAUUCCAACGAUCACUACACAGACGUCCCUCACAGUUAUCAUUUCUUCAGUUCUUAACAACAUCUUACCUGUUCGAACUCUGACCUACAAUGACAGCAGUCAGACUGGCACCAAGAUCAAUGGAGACGUAGCUGUGAUUGAGACAAACUCAACAAUUAACAACAUCUCUCUCUCUUUUACUAUUAAAAAUAAGACACUGGUAAAACCUCAGUGUGUCUUCUGGAACUUUAAUAUUCUGAAUGGUGUUGGUGGAUGGGACUCGACUGGAUGUCAGUUAAAGCUAUUAGGGAAUGAACCUGAAAGAUACACAUGUGAGUGCAAUCACACCACCUCUUUUUCAAUCCUGAUGUCACCAUUUACGCUGGAUAAAGACCAAGCCAUAAUCUUAGACUAUAUAACUUACAUUGGUGUUGGCAUUUCAAUGGGCAGCUUGGUUUUGUGCCUCAUCAUUGAAAUCAUCAUAUGGAAAUCAGUGACACGAAAUGACACAUCCUACAUGCGACAUGUCACCAUAGUCAACAUCGCAGUCUCCCUCCUGAUUGCGAACAUUUGCUUCAUCAUUGGAGCAGCUGUUGUUAAACAAGAGGGUCCAUGCAAUACAGUGACGUUCUUCAUGCACUUCUUUUAUCUUGCCCUUUUCUUCUGGAUGUUGUUGUCAGCACUUUUGCUCCUCUACCGCACCCUCAUGGUCUUUUCCAGAAUGACCAGAGGAGCAAUGAUGGCCAUAGGCUUCACUGUUGGCUAUGGAGCCCCGUUAAUCAUAGCUGUCGUUACUGUGGCAUCUACAGCUGGAGGCAAAGGAUACAUUCAACAAGGUUACAAUUGUUGGCUGAACUGGAAUAAAACAAAGGCUCUCCUGGCAUUUGUGAUUCCUGCUCUGACGAUUGUAGCUAUAAACCUCCUGGUGCUUAUUGUGGUUCUGUUUAAGAUGUUGAUGAGAGGAGUUAAUGCUUCUGUUCAGCCAGAUGAUAAACAUCCCCUAGUGGUCAUUGCUAGAUGUGUGGUGAUUUUAACACCUCUCUUUGGUCUAACGUGGGGAUUCGGCAUUGGGACCUUGGUGUCACCAAACUUCGGAGUUCACGUGGUGUUCGCAUUCCUUAAUUCACUGCAGGGUUUUUUUAUUUUGUUGUUUGGAACAUUAAUGGAUUCUAAGGUCCGAGAAGCACUAGCAGAAAAGUUGUCACUGACAAACCUUAGCUCUAUUCACACCAGGAGUACAAACGUGGGAUCAUCCUCAGGUGGAUUUCCUUUCAUACAAAAGUUACGGAACAGAAAUGCUCACAAUGUAUCGGAAGCCAGAGUUUUGACCACGUCUUCAAGCAACUAGGACAGUUUCUAGCAGUUAAGCUACUGUAGAUGAAAUUGCAUACUUCACUAUUAUCCGAAGCUAUGAACAAUUAAGGCAGGACACAACUGAGCAGGUAAAGAUUAAGGACCAUGACGCUUUGGCUGUGCUGUGAUUUCAACUGACAUCCUUCUGUAAAUCAGAUUCCUGACACAGUUCCACUUGAACAAAUAGCUCAGCAAACUUUAUUGUGAAAUUUUGUUAGUUGUCACUUUUUAACCUAUAAGCAAAGCAUAACACAAUACGUCACUUUACAUCCCAUCCUGUCUACUCUCAGUCAAACAGUUAACAUUGUUGUCUUACACUUAUAAUAAAAGUUGCCAAAGGUUAAGCUUAUGCUGAAAUUUUAGUUUUUGGUUCACAAAUAAAGCACUGAAGAAAAUUCAUCCAUUCAUUCAUUUUCUACCGCUUUAUCCGAACUACCUCGGGUCACGGGGAGCCUGUGCCUAUCUCAGGCGUCACUGAAGAAAAUCAAUUUUUUUAUUGCCCGUAUCUGUCAAUAAUCAUUUUGAAUAGUGCAACAUAUCUUUUAAUACUUUUGGUAAACCAACUCAUUUUCAACUGUUUAUUUAUUUAUUUAUUUUUUCAUUUACAUUUUCAUGUUCAUAUACUUAAAUUUAACAUUUGUCCUUCUUACAUUGCCAGAAAUUAACAAAUAAUUGUUCACUCACCUGUGUCCAAUCAAAAUGGAUUGUUUAAUAUUUUUGUUUAAGUUGGUGUUACAUUGAGAAUGGGAUUGGCUCUCGGAUUAAGCUUUAGCUUUCUUUCUUUAUUCUUUCUUUAUUUUGGUUAACCAAUCGGAAGGUUGUGAGUUCAACUCCCACUUCCACCAGGCUGCCACUGCUGGGCCCGUGAGCAAGGCCUAAACCCUCAAUUGCUCAGUUGUAUAAAAUUGAGAUAAUGUAAGUCGCUCUUUAUAAGGGCAUCUGCCAAAUGCUGGAAAUGUAAUAUAUUUAAAAUUUGGAUUGUGGCCUGUUACUUUUACUAUGCUUUUUUAUUUACUUUGUAAAUAAAUCAACCUUCUGUGCUUAAACUUAUGGAGUGUCAUUGUUAAAGCUUAAGAAACAUGUUACUUUUGUCCUAAUCUAUUUAAUUUUAUAUCAUUAAAUUUUUGUGACUUCAA
Messenger RNA from Tachysurus fulvidraco (yellow catfish), 8108 nucleotides. RefSeq names its product mucin-2-like. Gene Ontology annotation, cellular component: membrane. The record is from RefSeq and is a predicted model, not a curated record. The coding region runs from base 74 to 6967 and encodes 2297 amino acids. Gene Ontology annotation, biological process: cell surface receptor signaling pathway; G protein-coupled receptor signaling pathway. The transcript is spliced from 17 exons. Gene Ontology annotation, molecular function: G protein-coupled receptor activity. NCBI's taxonomy places the organism in Eukaryota, Metazoa, Chordata, Actinopteri, Siluriformes, Bagridae.